GUUUACUUGUAUUUGUUUUUUAUCAAUCAAUCGCAUCAACCACCUCUCUCCAUUAAUACAAUGUCGAACCAAGGUUACUACAACAAUCAACAACCCCAAUACGGUGGCCAACCUCAAUACCCUCCCAAUGCUUAUGGAGGACCACCACCGCAACAAGGCUACUAUCAACAAGGCCCUCCACCUCAACAAAUGCAAUAUCAACAACAACCUCCUCCAAAGAGUUCCGGUGGUGGACAAGGCUGUCUCGGUGCUUGUUUUGCAGCUCUCUGUUGUUGUUGCGUAAUGGAAGAAGGAUGUGAACUCUGUGUUGAAUGUGCCGAAUGUUGUUAGAGCAAAUCGCUGUCAAACCCACGCAUUCUCCGCUACUAUUCAUCCAUAUAAACGCCAUCUCGAAAUUGCCUAAUCCACUGGCGCCUCAGCACAUCUCCAAUUCCAGUAUCGUGAUUCAAUCGAACAAAUCGACGGCUUUAUACUUGCCCAUAAUGUUUUCCCUUCCCGCAAGCCAGCAACGAUACAACGCCCUCCAAAGUCCUAACUCGUUUUCCAAAAUCAAAUCACCUUGUUCAUAGAUUCAUAUGAUUGAAGUAACAAAUUCGGCUUUCCCACGCAUUUUUCCUUCCUCUCACAUAUCCCCCCUUUUCGUGUUCUUACAGGUCUACGUCUCUCUUCGAAUGGAUCACAG
This is a messenger RNA of Botrytis fragariae, 682 nucleotides long. RefSeq lists its product as uncharacterized. The transcript is spliced from 5 exons. Lineage: Eukaryota; Fungi; Ascomycota; Leotiomycetes; Helotiales; Sclerotiniaceae. The record is from RefSeq and is a predicted model, not a curated record. Bases 61 to 330 code for a protein of 89 amino acids.